Messenger RNA from Paramuricea clavata, 432 nucleotides. Lineage: Eukaryota; Metazoa; Cnidaria; Anthozoa; Malacalcyonacea; Plexauridae. The record is from the annotation of a GenBank genome assembly.
AUGUCUACCUCGCACGAUACUACCGUGUCAAUGUUCGCUGAUGACACAAAAUGCCACCGUCAUCUUCGAAAUUUCCAAGACACCAUAAUUCUGCAGCAAGAUCUGGAUAGUGUUGCCAACUGGUGUAGUGACUGGAAGAUGGACUUAAACCAAACCAAGUGUGUAGCCAUGCAUUUCUCAAGAAUUGCUCAACCGAUGAUCACACAGUACACAAUAUCAGACACUCCAGUCCUACAAUCAUCCAGUCAGAAAGAUCUAGGCAUAACUACCACUAACGACCUUAAAUGGAACAAACAGGUGCAAGAGAUAUCGACCAAAGCAAAUAAAAUGUUAGGUUUCGUAAAGCGAACGGCGUUCGACAUUCGCCAGCGUAGAGUUCGUAAGGUACUUUAUUUGACUAUGGUUCGUAGUCAGCUGGCUUAUGGUAGUCAG